Molecule: messenger RNA, 3036 nt
Organism: Cephus cinctus (wheat stem sawfly)
Lineage: Eukaryota; Metazoa; Arthropoda; Insecta; Hymenoptera; Cephidae
Gene: Zw
Product: glucose-6-phosphate 1-dehydrogenase
Exons: 7
Coding region: 495-2072 (525 amino acids)
Biological process (GO): glucose metabolic process; pentose-phosphate shunt, oxidative branch
Cellular component (GO): cytosol
Molecular function (GO): NADP binding; glucose-6-phosphate dehydrogenase activity
Source: RefSeq, a predicted model, not a curated record
UAAUCAUUUCCAACAGUAUGGCCACUUGUUGUCAACUAGCUCUUAAAGGCAAAUAUGCAUUGUAUGUAUGCCAUCUCUUUGUGUCAGCAUUAUUUGUGUAACUUGGUGAAAGUCAAUGUUGAAAAAGAUUCGAAGGCAGAUACAUACAAUCAAAAGUAAAAUCCAGCCCUACCAGUUCGUCGAAUGUAUAACAAGGACAGCAAGUAGAACGUGGAGUUCACGAUACGAAAGUCUUGUGGAUCAGUGUGCGCGCACAUGUUACUAGCGUGUGACGUUCACAUGCUCUAACCUCCUUGCUGUUAUAAUCUUAUCAUUCUCUGUCGGAUAUCCAAAAAUAAGAAAAUAAAAGUGUCUUUAGAAUCUUCAAGAACUCUUUAAAAAAAUAAAGUGAGACUGUCAAUCGUAUGCAGUAACGCCAGUGGAGCAAAGGCAUAUCCUUUCAUUUGCAGUUACUUCUGAAAAUAUAUUUACAUUCCUGAAAACACGAAAGAUUCAUGAUGACGACUCGUGUUAGAAAAGCUUCGACCGAGGACAGCUUGGUGCUGAUUAGGCAGUCACUGAAGUCAGCGGAUAUGGAUCACCUGGAGGGAACCCAUUUCGAUGGAUCGUUUCCUCAUGUGUUCAUCACUCUUGGUGCUUCUGGUGAUCUGGCCAAGAAGAAAAUUUAUCCGACACUCUGGUGGCUGUUCAGGGAUAAUCUUCUACCGAAGACUACAACGUUUUUUGGUUAUGCUAGAAGUAAAAUGACUGUUGCUCAAUUGAGACAGAAAUGUGAUCCGUAUAUGAAUCUGAAACCUGGUCAGGAGAAUAAAUAUGAGGAGUUUUGGAAAUUGAAUCAUUACGUAGCUGGAAGCUAUGACAGCCGGAGAGAUUUUGAAUUACUUAAUCAAGAAUUAGAGCAAUUUGAGAAAGGAGUCUCAGCUCAUAGAUUAUUCUAUUUGGCAUUGCCACCUACAGUUUUUGAACCAGUUACUGUACAUAUCAGAAAUGCCUGUAUGGGUGAAAAAGGAUGGACCAGGAUAAUCAUUGAAAAACCAUUUGGCCGUGAUGACGUUAGUUCUCAAAAGCUUUCAGACCAUCUUGCUACCUUGUUUAAGGAAGAACAACUUUAUCGUAUUGAUCAUUACCUAGGGAAGGAGAUGGUUCAGAAUUUGAUGACUUUGAGAUUUGGAAAUAAAAUAUUUAGUCCUACUUGGAACAGAGAUAAUGUAGCUUCUAUUCAGAUUACUUUUAAGGAACCAUUUGGUACCCAGGGUAGAGGCGGAUAUUUUGACGAAUUUGGUAUCAUUAGGGAUGUCAUGCAAAAUCAUUUAUUGCAAAUUUUAUCGUUGGUUGCCAUGGAGAAACCCGCCUCUUGUCAUCCUGACGAUAUCAGGAAUGAAAAGGUCAAGGUUCUUAAAUCAAUGAAGGCAUUAGAACUUGAGGAUGUAGUCCUUGGUCAGUAUGUUGGUAACCCGGAAUCUGAUGAUCCUGAGGCGAGACUAGGGUACCUCGAUGAUCCAACAGUUCCAGCUGGCUCAAAUACACCAACGUUUGCCUUAGCCAUACUUAGAAUUAAUAAUGAGCGAUGGGAUGGUGUUCCAUUUAUUCUUCGAUGUGGUAAAGCACUUAACGAACGUAAGGCUGAGGUAAGAAUUCAGUAUCAAGAUGUAUCUGGUGAUAUUUUUGAUGGUAAGCCUAAGAGAAAUGAACUUGUAAUUAGAGUGCAACCUGGUGAAGCACUUUAUAUAAAGAUGAUGACAAAGUCACCUGGAAUCACCUUUGACAUGGAAGAGACUGAGCUUGACUUAACCUACCGUAGUAGAUACAAGGAUUUGAAACUACCUGAUGCAUAUGAAAGACUCAUUCUGGAUGUGUUCUGUGGAUCUCAAAUGCACUUUGUGAGAAACGAUGAGCUUUCAGAGGCAUGGAGAGUAUUCACUCCACUUCUGCAUCGCAUUGAGAAUGAAAAAAUUCAACCAAUUCCAUACCUAUAUGGUUCUCGAGGUCCUAAGGAAGCUGACGAGAUGGCUAAUAAUAACAACUUUAAAUACUAUGGCUCGUACAAAUGGGUAAAGCCUAACCAUCAUUAACAGGAUGUGACUCUAUCGUUAACAUAAUUUAUAAUGAACUACAGAGAAGGAACACGACUUUGCCUUACUAAUACUUUGUUACAUAACUGUGAUCAUAUUUAAUUUCGUAUAAUUUUGUUUCGGAAAACGUUUUUUAUUAUCAUUACAAUCACGUGUUGUUAAAAGAAGUACUUGCAAUUUUACCAGAACACUUUUCUAACAACUUUCCAAUUAAUAGUAAUGAAAUGCAUAAAUCUGCAUUGCCAUAUAAUGUUGAUAUUUAAAGUGCAUUUUCUAUCCAUGAAACGCUUGGAUAGUUGAUCUUAAUGGAGCACAAUGAUAUUUAUUCCUGAUAAGUGAUUACGAUGUUUGAUAAUCUUGCAAUAUUUUAAACACACGAAUACUUUAAUUCUACUGUACAAAGUGUAGUAUAAGUUAAAAAUUUACAUUCCAACAAUUAUUUGAAUACUUCUAUAUAUUCUUAAUUAAGUCCGAUUUAAUUACCAUUUAUAUAGAACAUGUUACUCUUUUUACACAAUGCGAUACUCAAUGUGUUUAUAUCAUUUUAUAGCCAAUUUGUUAUGAUGAAAGGAAACGAUUUUGUUAUCUGAGAUAUUUGAUAAGUAAUAAUUAUUAUCUAGUGCAGUUUAAUUUUUUAUUGAACAUUCCAUAGAUAUAUUUCGAGCCUUAAAUAAUUGAUACAAUAUUUUCAGUGUUAUGUUGACCAUUACACGCUAAUAUUAAUUGUUGUUCUUAUAAUUGUUGAAACUGAGAUAAAUUGUACAACAAAACGAAACAAUGAAGCAUGGUAUUUAGUUGACUUCAAAAAAUGAAAAAGCAGACAUAAAUUAUAUAUUAAAUUAUUGAAUAUAUUUUUGUAUACUUGCAAUCAAGCUAUUCUGCAUUAAAAUGUUUUAAACAUUUAAAAAUGAAAGUAUUUUGCAAUAAUACAUAUUGUAAUGAAAUAUACAUUUGGCAAAAUAAA